UACACUCUCCUCAUCCCUUUUUUCCCUUCUCAAGCCCUCUCCCUCUCUUUCUUUCUUCCAGUCCUGAAUGGUUUCAUUAUUCAGAAGUAGGAGGCAGAGUUAGUUGACCUCCUGACCUCUAUCCGCUCCAAGAUCCUAUGAGAACUGAACGCCCAACAAGAGGACACAAAAACUUGGUAUCACGUGGAGCCUACCGGUUCACUUUCCCUUUUCGGAUCGGAAAGACAGCGGCCAAAAGAAGUGGACCUUUCCUGACUAUGGGUGCGGCGUCAGCUACCUCUGCGCCUUUCUCUUUUCGUGUCACCGUCUUCCCAGAUAACCAGAGUGGCCAGAGCGGAAAUAACUCAGGGCCAUCCGACUGCCUCUUGUAUGAACCGUCACUGUCCAUCACCUUGAUCACUUUUUACUCCUUCAUAUUUGUGGUGGGAUUGGCUGGGAAUAUUCUCGCCCUGUACGUGUUUCUGGGCAUCCACCGCAAGAGGAAUUCCAUUCAGGUGUACCUCCUUAACGUGGCCAUUGCUGACCUCCUCCUCAUCUUCUGCCUCCCCUUCCGAAUACUCUACCACACUAACCAAGAUCAAUGGACCCUCGGUGUGGUUCUCUGCAAAGUCGUGGGCCUCCUAUUUUACAUGAAUAUGUACAUCAGUAUUACUUUUUUGGGACUGAUAAGUUUGGACCGUUACGUCAAAAUUAACCGUUCAUUUCAGCAGCAUAAAGGACUUACCCCUAAGCACAGCAUUUAUUCCUGCUGCUUCGUGUGGACAUUUGCAGUGCUUGGGUUUUUGGUAAUGCUUGUUUUCUCAAUUAAGAGAAGGAGCGAGCCUGCAAUGUGUUUCCAUUACAGAAAUAGGGAGAGGGCGAAAGGGGAGGCAAUUUUUAACUUCAUCCUAGUGAUCCUGUUUUGGUUCACUUUCCUUCUGCUAAUCCUUUCUUAUGCUAAAAUUGCCAAAAAUCUUUUGCGCAUUUCCAAAAAAAGGUCAAAUUUUCCCAACUCAAGGAAAUAUGCAAAGACAGCCCGCAAUUCCUUUAUCGUACUGAUCAUUUUCACUAUAUGCUUUGUCCCCUAUCAUGGUUUUCGGUUUAUCUAUAUCACGUCUCAGCUACGGAACACGUCUUGUUACUGGAGAAAGAUUUUUCACAAAACCAAUGAGAUUAUGCUUGUGUUCUCAGCUUUCAACAGCUGUUUGGAUCCAGUCAUGUAUUUUCUUAUGUCAAGCAAUAUCCGUAAAACUGUGUACCACCUUCUUUUUAGAAGAUUUCAAGGAGAGCCUAGCAGGAGCGAAAGCACUUCAGAAUUUAAGCAAGGCCAUUCUCUGCACGAUUCCAUAGCUGCCAAAAUUCAGGCAAAUAUUUGAGGUGAUUAUGCUACCAAAAAAGAAUCAACCACAGUCCCUUAUAAGGCCAUCUACUAACUGCAGUUCCUUCUCUAAAAUACUAGAGAAUUAAUAGGCACAGUUCUGGUAUUACUGCUUCAGGCAAAAGUGACAACAAAAAACUCUUCCUGUGGCUCUUUAACAAAUACGGAAUACUACAUUUCAUCUUCUUAACUGUACAGUGCGAUUCCAAAGGAAAGGAAGGAAAAGAACAUCAUGGUCAGUGCUAGAGAAUUUUAAGUACUUUAUUUGAAAUUUUUUGUGUCCAAAUAAUCUACUGUACUGCUGUUAAAUGUUUUUAACAAAGACUGUAAAAUUAUUUAAUGGAAUCUGUGGCUUUAACAACAAAAUAUAAAAAAAAUUUGAUGGUUUCUUGAACCAGUACUACUGUCAAUUUGCAAAAUGUUUGAAAUGUUUUAUCUGCCAUGACUGUGGGAAAAUGAUUUACCUGAGGUCAACACAGGCAAGACAGAGGUUUGCUCAUCUGUUUUUGAAAAGCUUUUUGGUUCUGCAUUGGGAGUUAAUUUACAUUUACUCAUUUCUUUUUAGUUAAAUGAGCUUUUCAGUUGCAAGGAGCAUAUUAUAACAAAAAUAAUAUUAAUUCAUAAAUGGCAUUUGUUUAGCACUUAACGUGUACCAAACGCUGAGGUAGACUCAAGGUAAUCAGGUCAGACACCAUCCCUGUCCCACAUGGGGCUCACAAAGGA
Molecule: messenger RNA, 2080 nt
Organism: Tachyglossus aculeatus (Australian echidna)
Lineage: Eukaryota; Metazoa; Chordata; Mammalia; Monotremata; Tachyglossidae
Gene: GPR34
Product: G protein-coupled receptor 34
Exons: 2
Coding region: 138-1355 (405 amino acids)
Biological process (GO): G protein-coupled receptor signaling pathway
Cellular component (GO): membrane
Molecular function (GO): G protein-coupled purinergic nucleotide receptor activity
Source: RefSeq, a predicted model, not a curated record